UGGAAGUUUAUGAAAUGAUAUGACAAAUUCUCUCUUUCUGCAAUUUCCUUUACUUUCCUUCUAUUUUAGUACUCUCUGGUUCCAGUACCAUAAUAACUUAUUAGUUUGGGGUCUGCUUGUUCAGAGGCUGUAGAAAACAUAAUGGGUAGACCUCUAGUGUUCUUCAAACCUUUUGGCAGUGGCGUGUUGCUUUCGGUGGAUUCAAAAUUCAGCUAUGGGUAACCAAGAUUUGAAUUCGAACAUUGGAGCUGUGGAUUUGGGAUUGAAGGCAAAAAUGAGGUCAACAUAGCUUGUUUUCAUCCUUCUGUCCGAGAUGGCCUUAUUUAUGGAACUAAGGUUGACGCAAAUUUCAAAAGAGGCAGAGGAGACCACAAUAGUGAUCCAUUUGAGGCUACAUCACCGAAUUUCGUCACAAACCUACAAUCUCGAUGCGAAUCUCUGCCUUUCUUUGUCUCUAUCAGAGCAUAUUGGCACUCAAAUUGUUGCUCGUAUUUUGGUUAAGGCACUGAUGGCAAUGCCUGCUCCCGAUUUCAACCUUUGUCUCUUCCUAAUUCCAGAAAGAGUGGUAUUGUUCUUUUAUUCUCUACCAAUUUACAAUUUAAUUGUUUCCAUGAACAAUUGAAUAGUGCACUGGUUGUUUGUAAUCUUUCCCAAAAUCUCAACUUGUUCUUAGUUUGGUUUUUCAAAAAGAGAGAAUCUUUUUUGCUUGGUUUUUUUUGGUUUGAAAAGUUUGUAUUGUUUCUUGGUGGUUUAUAGCUGGUUGUUUCAUCAUGUUUGUUGAUUCGUCCAUGGCUGAGAUUUGUUCUUCUUACACAACUUAUGGGGGUUUGUACUAUUGCAGUGCAAUGAUUGCUAGCCCAAAAUGGGCACCCUUUGCUUCUUGGCUCACUAGCUGGUAAUUAUAUCUUUGCUUUGUCUCAACUGAAUCAUCUCUUGGUAAUCUAAAGUCUUUCACUUUAGGGAUCUGCACUGGUUGACUUACUGAGCUUCACAGCUCUUGUGCUAAAGUUUUUAGUACAUGCACUGUGUUUGAACAUUCUUCUCAAUUAUGACUUCUUCUUUGUUUGUUACUUGGUCUAGAGUUUGAUUGAUGUGUAGUUCAACUCUCUCGAUUUCUUUUUUGGACAAUGUGUAGUUCUUUCGAUUAGGUGGAUUUGGUGCUCACCAUUUUUGUUCAAGUUGCUAAUCUCUUGUUCAAGAAGCAUCUAACAAUUGUCACACACUUGAAGCUGCCAGGAAGAUUCAGUCAAUUUGUGGUGGGAUUUCUCUUUUGCAAUUGAUUAUGGUAUUUUAUUUUCUUCUCUUGGUGAAUUUUAACUCAUUAGUGGGAUGUUGAUUUGAUUAAAAUAAGGUCUGUUUCUUCGAGUAGUAUGUGCUUGUGCAUACAUAUAUAUAUGUGUGUGUGUGUGUGUGUGUGUGUGUUAUAUAUUUAUGAGACCAGCACUAUAUAUUUUUGGGUCUCAUUCUCCAGCAAGAUAUUCUUGUAGAUAUCUGGAGUGUGUGUGUGUGUGUGUGUGUAUUUGAUAACUCGUAAUAAAUAGUGCUAGCGACGUCGUUGCAUACUAAAAUAGUUUACCCUUUGUUUAACUCUAUUUGUAACCUUUUCUCAUGUGUAAUGCACAUAUGAAUGUCAGAGAAGUUAUUUAUUAAAGCAGAGCAAAUAUUGCUGUAGAACUGCCGAUAAGCACACAGAUUACAUGUAUGGUGUCGCCAAGGUUCUUGGAAUAGAUGCGAGUGACAAUAUAUGGGAUUAUAUGCUCAUGAACUUGAUGUUUAAUUUAUUUCCAUGAUUUCGAUGAACGGAUAAGUUUGAUAUUA
Messenger RNA from Rosa chinensis, 1818 nucleotides. RefSeq names its product eukaryotic translation initiation factor 3 subunit K-like. The transcript is spliced from 5 exons. Gene Ontology annotation, biological process: regulation of translational initiation. Bases 314 to 622 code for a protein of 102 amino acids. Gene Ontology annotation, cellular component: eukaryotic translation initiation factor 3 complex; cytoplasm. Lineage: Eukaryota; Viridiplantae; Streptophyta; Magnoliopsida; Rosales; Rosaceae. Gene Ontology annotation, molecular function: translation initiation factor activity; ribosome binding. The record is from RefSeq and is a predicted model, not a curated record.